CUUGCUUACUUCAACAGAUUGGGAAGUGGAAGUGAAGUGAAUGUGGCAUUCAUUCCAACGCUUGUGUGUGAGUGGGAGAGGAUAUGAAGCCCAUACUUCCUUCAUCAAUUAACAAAAGGCCAUCUUCUUCAAGGUUUGGCUUAGAGGCCAUUGGAUGUCUGUUACAAAUAUUAUGCGUGGGAUAAUCUACUCGUAGAUUCCAACAGAGUGAAACUCAGCAGGCUGGUUUUCCAAGUCCAUUUACAUAAUUGCAACAGGCUUCCCAUUUUAAUAAUUUCAAGGAUCUGCCACUUCCUCUUCCAAAGACUCUCUUACUUGCAACCAAGACUUCAAAGGAACUCGGGAGGAUGGAAGAUGAAGAGGGAUAUAUGAGUAUAGACCCAAAAUUAAGGAACUUCUGUGCAACAAAACCUUCUACUGGAAGCAAAGGUUGUUUCUCCAAUCUUCUCUGGUGGAAAAUUGGUCUUGGCAUCUCAGUGGCAGGAAAUGUUGCUUUGAUCUUGGUUCUUAUCCUUCUCAAUCUCCCAGCUUUGCAGGAUUAUUCUUAUGGAAACCCUCACACAAACCAGGCUGAAGAUACUUUUUACAACAAGCCUCCUCACAACCUGAUACAGAGUUGCCUACAGAACUGCAUCCCUUGCAGAACUGCUAAAGACAGUAUAACAGCAAACCUGACUCUGGAUCCUGACACAGCUUUCCCCAAGCUCUUCAUAUCUGAAGACAAAAAAAGUGUGAAAUGGAAAGAUAUGAAGCAAAAUGUUGCUCCUGGUCUUAAGAGAUACGAUGUCAUGGCCAGUGUCUUAACCCAGCAGGGCUUUACCUCAGGGAAAAUUUGCUGGGAAGUUGAGAUUGUGGAAGGAGGGCAAUGGUGGGGUGUGGGAGUGGUUAGGGAGUCAGCAAACAGAAAUGGCCCCAUUGUAUUUGAUCCUAGUGGGGGGUAUUGGGCGGUACAACGUAUAGAUGGGAAGUAUGAAGCAAACACGGAACCAAGGACAAAUUUGUCUUUAUGUCAUCAACCAAAGAGGAUCAGAAUUUCUCUGGACUAUUUGAUGGGGCAGGUAGCAUUUUUUGAUGGGGAUACACAUGCUGAGCUCUUCAUUUUUCCAAAAACAACAUUCUCUGGAGAAAAGAUCUUUCCUUGGUUCCUGAUCCAUAAAUGGAAUGGGGAGCUCAUGAUUCAUCCAUGAGAGUAAAGAUACACACCACUGUUUUCAGCAGCCUGUUUAUCUAGGAGGCCAAAUCCAGUUCUCUACUCAUGAGGAGUCCUAGACACAGGUUAACAUUUCGGUAUGAAUAUCCUUCAAGUCCCAGCUUCAACUGGUUAAUGUCAGAGGAUGACUUUAUGGAGCAAGGAUAUGCAGGAAAUGUUGGAAGUGUAACAUGGCUUCAAUAAACACCCAAUAUUUGUAUAUAUGUGAUUUCAAAUAACCUAACUUAGGACAAUCUUGUGGAUCAUUGGGUUAUCUUAGACAAGGAAGACUCUGGGAUGGUUUUGUCAGCUCCUUCCUUUGAAUAUAGCCUAUAUUCAUUAGUCAUCUGCCAUCUUUUCCUAAAUCUCCCCAUAAAUUCUCCCCACUCAUUCCCCCCAGAUGUUUCUAAGUCUAUCAAGGACCAAGAGUUGUCCUAACUUCCUUCCUUCAAAAUUUGCAGGAUAUGUAUUUCAUGUUUGGAUUGCUGGGGAAAAAAAUCAUACAUAAAUUGAGUUCUUAUUUGCUUGUGUUUUACAUUAAAGGACUGAAAACUGAUACCAAGACUUUGGAAAACUCACACACUUCUUCAUAAUAUGACACUAUACUGGAGUGAUUCUUGCCAUUCUUAAAGAUGCUGUAAUGGAGAUGACUAUCCAGACAUGUCUUCAAUUGACAUGUUCCUUCUAAUCUGGAGUACUAAUCCACUUAAAUGAAGAAAUGCAUAUUUGGUCUUCAGAAAGGCCCACUGUUGAUCUAAGAAUGAGAUAAAUUCUGCUAUUCUUUCUCAUGUAGUUCUUAUAAUAACCAUUGCUGAUGUUACAUAUGAAUUACCUAUCUGAUGGUCUUCUUGCAUAAUGACAAUGUGAGCUGUAGACUUCAAACUCCUUCCCCGUGUGGACUGGUGCCUUCUAUACCAGAGGAAUCCAUGGUGGGUUUUAAUCUGAAAUUAAGAGGAGCUAUCCAGGAUGUGGAAUAUUAUCUCCUGCUUCAGUAGAUUCAUACUUGGAUAUCUCAUUAAUGGUUUAGACAUAAAGGUUGAUGUCAUUCUGUUGCGCAAUACAAUAGGAACCGCAAACAAUUUGUGUCCUUUCACAAUGCAUAGGCUUAUUAAGAUCCUUGUGUUAUCUUUAUUGCUCUAUACAAGUUACAAUAGGGUCUCGCUUAUCCAACACUCGCUUAUCCAACAUUCUGGAUUAUCCAACAUAUUUUUGGAGUCAAUGUUUUCAAUAUAUCGUGAUAUUUUGGUGCUAAAUUCAUAAAUACAGUAAUUACUACAUAGCAUUACUGCGUAUAGAACUACUUUUUCUGCCAAAUUUGUUGUCUAACAUGAUGUUUUGGUGCUGCAUUUGUAAAAUCAUAACCUAAUUUGAUGUUUAAUAGGCUUUUCCUUAAUGCCUCCUUAUUAUCCAACAUAUUCGCUUAUCCAACAUUCUGCCAGCCCGUUUAUGUUGGAUAAGUAAGACUCUACUGUAUUAGUUUUUUAUUUUUGCUUUUUCCUCUGUUUUGUCAUUUAUGAGAUCUAAUAUACAGUUGAAACCAAUGUUUCAAUGAAUAUAAAAUUUGCAUAAAAGAGUUAUUUUGAAUUGACAUAUAAGAUAAGCAUUUCCUAUAAAGUGAUGAAUGUGAAUAUCUAUGGACUUCAUCACACUAAAGCAGACAACAAUAAUCUUCUAAAUUCAUUAUUCGAGUGGAAAUGGAAGAAAGCAAGGAAAAACAUGUGGGAUGGGAUCAGUUACUUUGCCUGUGUUGAAUUGCUUCAGUGACAUGAAGUAAUGGGAGUUCCUAUGGAGAGUGUCCUAGCAAGCACUGACAUUUCCCUCCAAAAAUCCUACUUCAUGAGUUUGGCAUGGUAAUUUGUAAAAAUUAAUUUAAUCAUUAGAAAUACUAAAAUCUGAAGAUAUCACCACUUUGUUUUUCCUGUCCUUCAUCAUAAUCUUGACUUUUGAAAUUGCACUACUGCUAGCUUUUUAACUGAAGGCACAGAGCUACAACAACCCCACAUUCAAAGUGUCUCAACUUCUCUCUUUUGUCCUUUCCACCUUCAAUUUUAUUUUACUUAAAUUGCAGCAUACUGUAUUCAGAAUGCAAAAGUAACAGGCCGGGCUGUGGCGCAGGCUGGUUAGCAGCCAGCUGCAACAAAUCACUCUGACCAAGAGGUUAUGAGUUCGAGGCCAGCCUGUGCCUGCGUCUCUCUUCUAUGUUAUGGCAUUGAAUGUUUGCCUUAUAAGUCUGCAAUGUGAUCCUCCCUGAGUCCCCUUCAGGGUGAGAAGGGCGGAAUAUAAAUACUGUCAAUAAGUAAAUAAAUGAAUAACUUGCAGGCAGUCAAUGAAGCCAAUGGUGAUGACCUUCCAGGAAGUCUCAUUUCAUCCCCCCCCCCUCCCCCAGCUGCCACCAUCACCUUUUAGAGUUUCUAAACUCAACACAUAAAUUCAGGGGUUCCUCUACUUAAAAUAACAGUUUUGCAUAAUCUUGCAGUUACCCACUUGUUCCCUUCCACACCUUUUUGACCACACUCUGUGCAGAAUGUACUCUCUCACACACAUUUGCAUCCUACGAAUACUGUACGACUCCCAUGUUUACAGGGGAUACAUCCCAGAACUACUACUACUACUACUACUAAUAAUAAUAAUAAUAAUAUACAUCACACAGUCCUAAACACUUAGGAAGUGUUUGACUUGUGAUUUUGUGAUGCAAAUUCCAGCAUAUAUAUCUCGUUUGGUCUUUUUGUCUUUGUGUCAAUAAUAAUAAUAAUAAUAAUAAUAAUAAUAAUAAUAAUACCCACCUCUCCCUGCAGCUCGAGGAGGGAUACAACUUCAUUUAAACAAGAGAUAUAACACUAUUAAAAGACAUACAACAAGAUACACAGAGUUAAAAUCCAAGUUAAAAUCCACGAAUGAGAUAGAGAUUACGUAUGGAAAUAAUGGGUAACAGUGAACCCUAUUGAAAGGACCUAGAAAAUUCCUAGAAAAAUAUCCUAGGAAUUUUCUAGAUCCCGAAAGACAACUCCAUGAUAUGUUUUAGCAGAAAUAUACAUAAAAUUACCUGAAGGACCUAGGAGAUUCCUAGGGGAUAUAUUUUAUCAGAUGUAUUUUAUCAGAUGGUGGCACAGUGUGUUAAAGCGCUGAGCUGUUGAACUUGCAGACCAAAAGGUCCCAGGUUCAAAUCCCGGGAACGGAAUGAACGCCCGCUGUUAGUCCCAGCUCCUGCCAACCUAGCAGUUCGAAAACAUGCAAAUGUGAGUAGAUCAAUAGGUACCGCUCCGGCAGGAAGGUAACGGCGCUCCAUGCAGUCAUGCCGGCCACAUGACCUUGGAGGUGUCUAUGAAAUGGAGAUGAGCACUAUGCUGUCACACCCAGGCCCCUUUUAGAGCUUUAAGAUGUGCUUCUUUCUUUGCCCGGGUGAACUGCGGGGGCCUUACUUUGAAGCUCAGGAAUCCCAGUAACCAGCGUCACUUCAAGUUGAACAAUCAAACAAGAUUUUAUUUUCUCAAAGUCCUUGGCAGACUUGGCACAAAUUGUUGAGGUUACAAAUACAGUAGAGUCUCACUUAUCCAACAUUCGCUUAUCCAACAUUCUGGAUUAUCCAACGCAUUUUUGUAGUCAAUGUUUUCAAUACAUCAUGAUAUUUUGGUGCUAAAUUCAUAAAUACAGUAAUUACUACAUAGCAUUACUGCAUAUUGAACUACUUUUUCUGUCAAAUUUGUUGUAUAACAUGAUUUUGGUGCUUAAUUUGUAAAAUCAUAACUUAAUUUCGUGUUAAUAGGCUUCUCCUUAACCUCUCCUUGUUAUCCAACAUAUUCGCUUAUCCAACGUUCUGCCUGCCCGUUUAUGUUGGAUAAGUGAGACUCUACUGUACAAAUAGUCAACUUAUAAAACCUUGCAGACGUUCCUUUCUUGUCUUUCCCCUUAGUUGCUGGGUUAACUUCCUCCAAAGGUGAAGAGAUCCUGAGAUCCUCUCUACCCUAGUCCUGAGCUGCUAUAUAAAAAGAGCAGGUCUUUCACUAUCUAAGCUAAAAGCUAACUUGGAGACGAAGUAAUUAGAACUUCUUCCAAUGGCAAAGAAAUCCUGGGAUAUUCUUUGCCCCAGUGCUGAGUUACUAUCUUGGAAAGAGCAGGUCUUCCCCUAUCUGAACUCAGCACCAGUUUUAUAGGCAAGAGGUCAGUGCUUACAAUGGCUUGUCUGAGCUGGCCUGGCUUGACCACACAAGCACAUCUGAGCUCUUUUCUCUUCUGUCUAGAAGGCAAAAGGCUUCUCAAAAUAGAGAUUUCAUCCCCAGGAAAAAGGGGCGGUCUCCAGAACAAAAGGGCACUUUGCAAGCUUUCAGCAGCAAAGACUUUGCUGAGCUGGCUACAAACUCUGCUAAUGGUUAACUCUCAGGGUGCUGCAGAAUCUGCACCUUUACCUUUACUAAGUAAAUUAAAUCAGUCCUACAGAUAUUAUAACGCUGGUACUACCGUGUUUCCCUGAAAAUAAGACAGUGUCUUAUAUUAAUUUUUGCUCCCAAAGAUGUGCUAGGUCUUAUUUUUAGGGGAUGUCUUAUUUUUCCAUGAAGAAGAAUUCACAUUUAUUAUAUACUGUACAGUAGUUGUCAUCAUAAACCAGCAUAACUAGACAAACUGUGAAUCCUAUCAAGACUUUCUUGUUACUACCAUUAUUUCUAUGUACAACAAUCUAUGGUACAUACAUUUACCAAUCCUGCAUGCUCAGGUGUUCUGUUCAGCAGGCAUGCUGACGAACAAAAACUUUGCUAGGUCUUACUUUCGGGGGAGGUCUUAUAUUUAGCAAUUCAGCAAAAUCUCUACUAGGUCUUAUUUUCUGGGGAUGUCUUAUUUUCGGGAAACAGGAUAUACUGUAAUGUCAUAUUUUGAAUAAACCAAGGCAUUUUUCCUGCCUGCACUCCACACCUUACUCAAUGGAUAAUCCAAUUGCCAGUAAUUCGGGACAUUAACUUGUGGAUUUGCAUAGAUAAGGGGUUUUCCUUUGCUCUUCAUACCACUAUUAAUUAUCCUGAGUUUCACCAUAAGUGUUAGUGAUUGCCACAAGUAGAAUUUCCAGCUCGGGGCUUUAAAUUGAUUAAUUAUACUCAUUACCUAGACUGCAGUCAUAAUUAUGACAGGGAAAUAUGUAUGCUAAGGAAUUACGGUUCAAGCAAAUACAAGCUGCAAGUAAACAAGAAAAUUAACACCAUAUCUACAGUGUAUCUACUGUGUGGAAUUAAUGUAAUUUGACCCCUACUUUAAUGUGUAUGGUUCAAUGCUAUGAAAUCCUGGGAUUUGCAGUUUGACAAAGCACCAAUACUCUUUGACAGAGAAGGCUAAAGACGUUGCAUCUGUGAGAACAACAGAGCUGAACAGUUUGCAGUUUCACAAUUCAGACUGAAAUACUCUGUUCCCACUUUUUCAGAAGUUUUUAAAACACCAGAGUUUUACCAUCCUGCUUUCAGCUUUCUCCCCAGCUUACUUUUUAACAUUGUCUUUUUACUGUGAUCAUAUCAGAGCUAUAAAGCAUAUUUUUGAGCAUUGAUGUUAUUGGAAUGAUGAAUUGUGGUUUUUUUAUGUUGCCAUCAGAGCUGUUGCAUGUAGUGGCUUUUGGGAAAAAAGAACUUACUGAUAACUGUGUUGGUAAAAUUCUCAUUUUUAGAAUGGAAAAACUGGAUCAUUCAAUCUAUCAAUAAAUAAUUUUAUUGA
Molecule: messenger RNA, 6877 nt
Organism: Anolis carolinensis (green anole)
Lineage: Eukaryota; Metazoa; Chordata; Lepidosauria; Squamata; Anolidae
Product: butyrophilin subfamily 1 member A1
Exons: 4
Coding region: 348-1187 (279 amino acids)
Biological process (GO): protein ubiquitination; innate immune response; regulation of gene expression
Cellular component (GO): cytoplasm
Molecular function (GO): protein binding; ubiquitin protein ligase activity
Source: RefSeq, a predicted model, not a curated record